AUGGCCACAAAUUCACCCACGGGGCCAGAUGUGCCAGUCGUAUCAAACCAGAGGCAAACAGCAGCGGUGCCAUCGCGCAACCCCUUGCCGCUAUCAGCAUCGCAGGAGGCCCAGGUCAGGGAGGUUUACUACAAAAGGGUACGAGCUCUUUGCGCGCCCGAGAUAAAAGUCUGGAUCCGUCUCUUGAACAAAACAGCGUUUGCAGACUGCGCCAUUGGCCGCACGUUUUCGAUCCCCUUUGCAUGUCGGGCGCAGCACCGGGCUAUGAACAACUGCAUGAAGAUGCAGGCGACGGAGGAGAACCACGACCUGGCGCGUGAAGAGUGGUUCGCGAGCAGGAUGGAGCGGCAAAAAGAAAAGGAGGCCAAGGCCAGGAGGAAGCUGGAGCAGGAGCGGUUUCACCGCGAGUGGUGGGGUCUGCCGGAUAGGGACGCCGAGGAGCUCAGGGCCGAGGAGGAGAAGCUCAAGAGGGCCGAGAGGGUCGGGGGUAUGGCAGCGAGGGAUCGGGCGAGGAUACCUGUCAAGAAGGAUGAGGACAGGUGA
Pyricularia grisea is the source of this 543-nucleotide messenger RNA. RefSeq lists its product as uncharacterized. The record is from RefSeq and is a predicted model, not a curated record. Lineage: Eukaryota; Fungi; Ascomycota; Sordariomycetes; Magnaporthales; Pyriculariaceae. Gene Ontology annotation, cellular component: mitochondrion. The coding region runs from base 1 to 543 and encodes 180 amino acids. The transcript is spliced from 2 exons.